Cyclopterus lumpus (lumpfish) is the source of this 2074-nucleotide messenger RNA. RefSeq names its product G protein-coupled receptor 61 (gene gpr61). Lineage: Eukaryota; Metazoa; Chordata; Actinopteri; Perciformes; Cyclopteridae. The record is from RefSeq and is a predicted model, not a curated record. Gene Ontology annotation, biological process: G protein-coupled receptor signaling pathway. Gene Ontology annotation, cellular component: plasma membrane; endosome; signaling receptor complex. Gene Ontology annotation, molecular function: G protein-coupled receptor activity. Bases 331 to 1749 code for a protein of 472 amino acids. The transcript is spliced from 2 exons.
GGGAGAGAAAGCAAAACAGGUCAGCACUCCUUCAGUAGACUGUGAACCUGCACAGUAGGACACAGCCCUCUCCAGACUGAGAUAUUUCCUUCUGAAGGUCACAUUGGAGAAAGAAGGACGGCCGCUUUAAAAGUUGCAAGAAUUGAGUGAAGAUUCCUGUCAUUGUCUGCAGAGCUAGGCUAAAGUCUUCCGGGGUUCAGAGCCUGUUCAGCUCCAGCUGCCAUGACAGACACCAACGCCAAAGCUUCUCAGUGACACCCUAUGACAGGGAAGGAUGGGUGAUGGACCUGUGAAAUUCAGCAGACUCUCUCCUCCUUAUCCCAUCCUCUCAUGGAGCGUCCUGUCACACCGAGCCCCUCCUGGAACACUUCUCUCUCCGAUCUUCCCAUAUCUUCAGCCUCACUGCACCCGAAUAUCUCUAACGUGACCUCGCCGGUCGCGAGCAUCCGAGGUGGGGUUGAUCUGAACCAGUCCUUGGCGCUGUGUGCUAUGCUCAUCAUUGAUGUGCUGGCAGUUGUGGGGAACUUGGCCGUGAUGAUUGUCAUCACCAAAACACCGCAGCUGCGAAAGUUUGCCUUUGUGUUCCACCUGUGUCUGGUGGACCUGCUGGCAGCGCUGGUGUUGAUGCCUCUGGGGAUGCUCUCAGACCGGAUCCUGGUGGACGAGGCGCUGUGUCGGAGCUACCUCUGCUUAAGUGUGUGUCUCGUGAGUGCUGCCAUCCUCACCAUCUGUGCCAUCAACGUAGAGCGGUACUACUACAUCGUCCACCCCAUGCGUCAUGAGGUGAAGAUGACGGUGGGGGUGGUGGUGACGGUGCUGGUGGGAAUCUGGAUUAAAGCCGUUUUCAUGUCAGUGCUGCCUCUCCUGGGAUGGCUGCUCCAGGCGAACCAGGCUGCGGGGACUCCUUCAGUUCUCAUUCACAGUCAGAGACACUGCUCCCUUCACUGGACGGGAGGCAGGACCACACGGCUGCUUUUCAUGGUCUUCUUUACAUUGAUCUAUUUUCUGUGCCCCAUGCUGAUCAUUCUGGUGGUCUACUGCAACAUGUUCAAGGUGGCGCGAGUUGCAGCCAUGCAGCACGGGCCCCUUCCCACUUGGAUGGACAUGCCGCGACAACGGUCUGAGUCCAUCAGCAGCCACUCCACCAUGGCGGCAAGCCUCGGUGGGACUGGUGCCCGCACAACUCCUCAGAGGACCUUCAGCGGCGGGAAGGCUGCAGUGGUGCUGGUGGCAGUGGGAGGCCAGUUCCUCUGCUGCUGGCUGCCAUAUUUCUCCUUCCAUCUCUACUCGGCUGUGGUGUCUACUUCUCCCGCCUCGCUGGCCCAGCUGGAGGAUGUGGUCACAUGGAUUGGCUAUUUCUGCUUCACCUCCAACCCUUUCUUCUACGGCUGCCUGAACCGGCAGAUUCGCGAGCAGCUAGGCCGCCACCUGGCUUGCCUCUUCAAGCGGGCUGGGCCCAGCGAAGGAGAGCAGCUGCCCAGCCGUGAGGCCUCUAUUGAGGAGAACUUUUUGCAGUUCCUUCAGGGCACUGCAUGCAAUAUGGAGCCCUGCAACUCUCACAGCCAAGCCAGCCCAGAGGAGCCAGAGACUGAAGGCCGUCAGGAAUCAGCUGUUCAGCAGAACACACCAGCUGACUUCCACAUCCCGGGGCAGAUCCUUGAGGAAACCUCCGAGUUCAUACAGCGGCAACAGCUGAACAAUGAGCUACAUGUGUCAGAGAACUGCUGCACAACUGGACCAGAGCUGUAGCUGGCUCUAUUUGACCAUCUAUAAUACAAUAAAUGUAAUUAGUUUCAUUCAUAUUUUCUUUAAUGUGUUGAAUUAACUAACUAUCUGCAAAACAUAGUGUCUUCUUCGAGGAAUUUUGGUUGUGUGGCUUUUCAGAGAAAGACAAAGCUGAAUAUCUUGUGUAAAUCACUUCACUUGUAUCAGUCAUGGAGCGUUACAUGUUUUUAGAGCCACACAGUGUCGGACUGUUUUCUGUGGGAUGUUAGCAGAUGGACACUAAACCAUUGUUAACCACGGGUCAGUGGUGUGACACACAUCACAUUAACAUGAAGGAGUGCUGAAACUC